AUGGAUGGGGACGUGAUUGGGCUGCGGUGGCCGGACGUGACAUGGACAAUUUGGAGGUUUGCUGGUGUGCUUGCCUGCUUGCGUCCGUUUCUGUGGCCGUACCGCACAGAGGGAGCCACGGUCGCUCGCGGCCUCUGUGGUGCUCAAUGGUUCGCUGAAUUGGUCACCUCUGCUAGGUGGCUACCUGCUCGCUGGCGAACGCGCGGAAGCGUGGGAUUGAUUUCAGGCGGGUGGGGCCCUGUGCUGCAGGUCUGUUCUCGGCUGUUUCGGAAGAGGGUGAGCAGUCCCCUGCAGCUGAAGCGACUUGGGAUCAUCAACGUCGAGGAGUUUAAGCAGCAUGGGUACUUGGUGAUCGACAACUUCAUACCCAAGGAGGUCGCAAUCGCCAUUAGGGAGGAGACCUGCAGGCUGAAGCAAAAAGGCCGCAUGCUGGAGGCAUCGAAAAUCAACCCCAAGGCUCGGGACAAAAACGCCCGUGGCGAUUACAUAAUGUGGCUACAUCUGGGUCAGCCACCAUUAGACACUGACGUCUUCGCUGAAGUCGUGGUGGCCCUGCAGGAGCUGCAGGAGGACCUCCAGGAGUUUGUGGGUCUGCAGAACAACGUGGUGGAGUACCAGCUAUCCCACUACCCUGGGAAUGGGGCUCAAUAUGUGAAACACAGAGACGCCUUCCCUGAUGACGGGAGUGAUACGCACCAGAGACGGGUUACUGCCAUUGUGUACACAAAUGCUGACUGGAAGCCAGAAGAUGGGGGUGCCCUGAGGCUGUGGCCACCAUGCAAAAAUGCCCGCAUGAACCAUGCUGCCCACCUGGAACACCGACGCCACUCAUUGGAGGCCAUAAACAUGGACACCCAUGCAAAUGGAGUGCCCCACACGCCCAGCCACUAUGGAGCCCGUGGCCCAGGGGACAUCGCCUUGCCCUCGUCCCCAGCAGCACAGCGGGCACUGCGACUGGGCGCUGUCGACGGGCACUUCUCAUCGCCCACCGACCGACGCACCUUGGCACCGGCUGUGCAACCCGACAGGUCAUCGCCCCGGCCCCCUCACAGUGGGGAGCAACCGCCGGUGGGCACUGCCUCUGAGGGGGACAUAGUCUCCAUCUCUGAGCUUAGCGAGUUUGGCUCCCUGCGGUCUGAUGGCCUCGAUCAUGUUGGCGUGCCCAAGAGCACCACGAGCUCAGUGAUGGCAGAGGUGGGCUUCCAGGAUGGGACAUACGAUCUUAGCAGUGUGGGGGAUGACAUGUCGGUGGCCAGCAGGGAUCACGACCAGCCGCGAGCAGGCCUGGACUGGGUGGAGGUGGGGGGGGAGAUGGCACUGGAGGUGGCACCGCAGGCAGGGCGUGCAGUGCUGUUCCUCAGUGGGGCGGUGGACCAUUGUGUGAUGCCAUCGCACGUGGGUCGUGUGGCCAUCACGGCUUGGUUCAAGUGA
Molecule: messenger RNA, 1431 nt
Organism: Ostreobium quekettii
Lineage: Eukaryota; Viridiplantae; Chlorophyta; Ulvophyceae; Bryopsidales; Ostreobiaceae
Source: the annotation of a GenBank genome assembly